UACGCGCAUUCACUCGUCUCAUAGGAACGACAAGUGCCCGCCGGCAAGACAGUUCUGUUCGUACGCCAUAUACAUAAUAUAUAUACAACGUUCGCGUCUAGCACACGUUAGUUGGGGUCGCGUUUCUAAACGAUUUUUCAAGUCGAGUUCGAAAUCAAAAUAACCGUUUGUUUUUUAAAAAAAAUUUUAAUCAAUUUUUUUUUUUUGUAAUUUCCGUGGACGACUCGCACUCGCAAGUGCCCGAAGUGAUUUUUUUGUCGUAACAAUAUUAAUAUUGUAACCACAGUCCAUACUGAUACCGUAUACGGACGUGUGUGUUGACGAUUAUCACACACAUACGCGCACACGGUGCAGCUCACGACGGACGCACGCACACACGCGGGCGCGCUCCGCGUAUUAUAGCACCGUCCGCAACGACUACUGCUGCUGCCGCUAUACUGCGACUACGACUACGACUACGACUACUCUCCAACUGUUGCUGUACAGUACAAGCCAACACUGGUGGUGCGACGACAUUCGCUCGCCGGUAACGACCAUCAGCGGGCAUCAGCCGCAGCCGCCCACCGCCGACGAUCAGCCCGUCCGAACAUGACGUCGCCAUCAGCAGCUUCCAGCUCGCGCUGUUACGUGCCCAGAUCCGUGAUCGUGGCCAUCGUCGCCGCACUGGCGUCGUGCACCGACGCCGCCACAGUGAUGACCAGAAUGAAAGACACCUCGAUGUUUAGAUCCAAAGGAGCCAUUGACGUGGACGGAAAUGCCGCAGCGUCGGCCAUCAAAGACAACGCCGAGACGUACAACUUUAACGCUCAAAACUACACAAACGCCGCCAACAUUACCGACUCGGAAGACGACGACAGUACGUCCGGUGCAGUGGCCGACGAGGAAGCGCUGUCCGCCGUGUGGUACCUAGCCGCGUUCGGUGGCCUGGUGCUCUUCUUCUUCGUGGUCACGUGCUCAGAACUUUUCUUCGGAAAUCCCAUCUACACGCGCCGUCCCGUUGAGCUACCGCACGCCGGCUACCUGCGCCGCCAUGUGUACGGCAUCCGGAACCACGGACAGCACCACAACUACAAGCCCGAGACGCCGCCCCCACCAUACCACCUGUUCGCGCCACCCAGCUACGACGACACCGUCAAGGGCGGAUUCGGCCAGGUGCUACAGCAGCAGCAACAACAGCAGUACCACCACCGCGUUCCGGGCAAGAAACUCGCCGACGUAUACGUGGUGCCCGUGCACGCGGCCACGACCGCCGCUACCGGCGCUACCACCUGCGCUGCCGGCGCCACCACCUGCGCCACGUGCACCACUAACGCCGUGGCCGUUGCGGUGGCCGACGCCAAACUGCUGGCCGCCGUGUUGCCGCAAAUGAAAUUCAAAUAAUCGUCUCGGCCGCCACCGACACCACCCUCACAUUUCUCCUCCCAUCAUUAUUCGUUCUCUCAUCAUCGGUUCGCCACUGGAUUUUUACCCCUUCGGACGGACCGGGAUGGAGGGAGACGACGACGAUGACGACGACGACGGCGACAAGCUACUAAUGUUUUUUCGCCCGAGAAGACGACCCUCGAGCGAUAUAGUAAUAUAAUAACCAAAAACAAUUAGUUAAUAAUAUUAUAAUAUCUCGUAUGAUAUUAUUUCUCAUUCUCCCUCUAUCUCUCUCUCUCUCUGCCGUCGUGUCGUAUCACUGGCGCGUUCUUUGAUCUCAUUUUUAUACAUAUGUGUACAUAUUCAAACGUUAUUUUUAUACACGGUCACACAUACACACACUCACUACCUUAUACGUGAGUUAAUAUUAUAUACACGAUUAUGUAAUGUUACGAUAAACGCGUUAUAAUAUGGUUAUUAUUCGUACACGCGUAGUUUGUUCGCGUUCAGGCAUUGUUGUUCGCACACGAUGAUGUCAAUAAAUAUUGUGUUUAUAUAAUUAAAUAUUAUUCGUACAACUCUGAUUACUUUCCAUACGUUUUUAUAUCUUAUUAUUUAUUAUUACUAUUAUAAUUGAUGGAUAUGUGUGUGUGUGUGUGUGUGAUAUUUUUUUAUAUAUUAUAUUCAUAAUUAUUCAUUAUUUUUGUUUAUAUACAUAAUAUAAUAUUUAAUUUUAUGUACACACUGCGCUCGUGCGGUGUGGUAUAAUAUAACGUUAAAACAACGAUGUAUCAUAUUAUUAUUAUUAUUAUUAUUUAUUUUAUUUAUCGCGUAUAACGCGCGUCAGUCUGAACAGCGGCCGACCGUUCGCGACUAUUGUGAACGAGCGCCGGGACACGUCUCAGUCGAGCCCUCGCCGCCGGACAAACACGUUCGACGUGCACCGUCCGCGACGGGCGAUCAACGCGCUUGCUCGCGUGUGCCCGUACCCUAUCGUCCGGCGUACGUGCAGCCUCGCACAUCGUCGCUGGGGCCACUCCGUUUCCACUAUCUUUACCAUAUAAUAUGAUGUAUACACAAUAAUAAUAAUAUAUAUUUUAUUAUUGCAUAUUUUAUGUAUAAUAUAAACGUAGAGGAUAAGUCACACGACCCGAUGAUUAUUACUAAUUGUUCUCAUGUCUGUAAGAUUUUGAUAUUGUGUACCUACGUGUUUUUUUUUGUGUCUAUCGACGUAUACCGUAUACGUAUGAAUGUUUUUUUUUUAACCUAUAUUAAAUUUACGUGUUGAACGUAGCCUAUAUUAGGCGAUUUCUUUUCUUUCUUUUUAUAUAAUUUAUUUAAUAAACACUGUUACCAAACACAUUUUUAUCUACA
Messenger RNA from Myzus persicae (green peach aphid), 2736 nucleotides. RefSeq lists its product as uncharacterized. The coding region runs from base 589 to 1380 and encodes 263 amino acids. NCBI's taxonomy places the organism in Eukaryota, Metazoa, Arthropoda, Insecta, Hemiptera, Aphididae. The transcript has 3 exons. The record is from RefSeq and is a predicted model, not a curated record.